Messenger RNA from Kwoniella shivajii, 501 nucleotides. RefSeq lists its product as uncharacterized. Gene Ontology annotation, molecular function: aldehyde-lyase activity. Gene Ontology annotation, cellular component: cytoplasm. The coding region runs from base 1 to 501 and encodes 166 amino acids. The record is from RefSeq and is a predicted model, not a curated record. The transcript has 5 exons. Lineage: Eukaryota; Fungi; Basidiomycota; Tremellomycetes; Tremellales; Cryptococcaceae.
AUGGUAUCCGCCAAGCUGCACGACGCUUCGAACGGCGAUGUCAUUCAUGACGAUUCACGACAUCGUCUGGUCCUGCUCAACAAGCUCGACCGCAAACAGCCUGCUUAUGGUACUUUCCUGAUGCUGUCUUCAGCAUGGACAUCAAGAAUUGUCGCGCAGGCUGGCUGGGAUACUGCGAGCAUGGCAACAUUGACGAUGGUGAUAUGCACGAUAGCCGGUUUGAUGAUUCCCAUGAUCAAUACUGCAGAUCAAGCACGAGCGGUGGUGCAGGCGUCCAAAUUCCCCCCCAAUGGAGUGAGAGGUCAAGGUUCGCCAUUUGCAUCGACAGCUCAUGGCAUGACUACGCCCGAAUACCUCAGCACGGCGAACCGUAAUGUUUUGACAAUCAUCCAGAUCGAAUCGCAAGCUGGUCUCGCCAAUGUUGAAGAGAUAUGUCAAGUGGACGGAAUAGAUGCCCUCUUCAUUGGUCCUAACGAUCUAUCAAUGUCUCUGUUCAAUUAA